Molecule: messenger RNA, 1173 nt
Organism: Eurypyga helias (sunbittern)
Lineage: Eukaryota; Metazoa; Chordata; Aves; Eurypygiformes; Eurypygidae
Gene: SECISBP2
Product: SECIS binding protein 2
Exons: 8
Biological process (GO): selenocysteine incorporation
Cellular component (GO): ribonucleoprotein complex
Molecular function (GO): mRNA 3'-UTR binding; ribonucleoprotein complex binding; selenocysteine insertion sequence binding
Source: RefSeq, a predicted model, not a curated record
GAUGCUGAGGAGUUUCCUGAUCUGGUAGCUGCUUCUGAUAACAGGACAAACAGGCUAGGAACUCAGAAAUCCUCAUUUACUCCUGCUGUCAGAAAGCAGUCUGAAAUCUAUCUCCCCAAACAGCCUGGGGACAGUCGAUCUCCCACACUGGAUGGAACUCCCAAGGUGCAUGGACUGCCAGGGAAGCAAGCUUCGUCUUCUGUAUUAGAAAGAAAGAAAAUGCAGGAAACAGCCAGGAGCAGCGGUAAGAAGAGUCAAAUUCCCGUGCAAUUGGAUUUUGGUGGCAUGCUGGCAGUCUUGGAGCAGAAGCAGCAAACAGAGAAGUCAAAACAGUCUUCUAAACCUGUGGUGUUUUCUGUUGGUGGUGCCAUACCCUUGCUUUCUAAAGAACCUGCUACAGCCACAAAAAGUCACCGGUUAAACCAAGAAAAGAUGCCUCAUAACCCUUUGGAUUCCAGCGCUCCUUUGGUAAAGAAAGGGAAACAAAGAGAAGUCCCUAAAGCAAAGAGACCAACACCUCUUAAAAAGAUUAUUCUGAAAGAAAGAGAACAGCGCAAACAGCAACACCUCUUAGAACAGACAGCAGUACCAAAAGAUGAAGAUAAUGUUUGUCAGACUGCAGAAAAUACGGCUGAAGGCGGAACGCUUCAGAAGCAGAGUCAAGCAGCUGUUCCUGUAGCAGAAGUUGCUGAAGGCUUUCUGGAGAACACGGGGAUCAAGAAACCUCCAGGAGGCUCUGUGAAUUCAAAGCAGCUAACUUCCAAUCUUCCAAAAAUCCAUAGCAGAAAUUUCAGAGAUUACUGCAGCCAGGUGCUUAGUAAGGAGGUUGACAGUUGUGUGACGGAUCUUUUGAAGGAGCUGGUUCGUUUCCAAGAUCGCCUCUAUCAGAAGGACCCGGUGAAGGCCAAGAUCAAACGCAGGCUUGUUAUGGGCCUUAGAGAAGUCUUGAAACAUCUGAAGCUGAAAAAACUGAAGUGUGUCAUCAUCUCUCCUAACUGUGAAAAGAUCCAGUCAAAGGGUGGGUUGGAUGAGACUCUACACAACAUUAUCGACUGUGCCUGUGAACAGAAUAUCCCGUUUGUCUUUGCCCUUAAUCGCAAGGCCCUGGGCCGCUGCGUGAACAAAGCCGUGCCUGUGAGCGUGGUGGGAAUUUUUAGCUAUGACGGAGCUCAG